Pan troglodytes (chimpanzee) is the source of this 2922-nucleotide messenger RNA. Its product is annotated as probable C-mannosyltransferase DPY19L2. NCBI's taxonomy places the organism in Eukaryota, Metazoa, Chordata, Mammalia, Primates, Hominidae. Gene Ontology annotation, cellular component: nuclear inner membrane. Gene Ontology annotation, molecular function: mannosyltransferase activity. The record is from RefSeq and is a predicted model, not a curated record. Gene Ontology annotation, biological process: spermatid development.
UGUGCGUGGGGCUGCCCUCACCGGAAGCUGCACGCUCGGGGAAGCGCGGAGGCGGGGGUGCUGCGCGCGCUGGGGAGCACGUGGGGGGACACGCAGGGACUGCCCGCGCGAAUGGCUUCCAACGCAUGCGCCCCACCCUACAUUUCACAUCGCCAUGACGACCAGGAGGUCCGCUAGUCAACGGCUAGUCAACGGCUGCGGGGACAAGUCCGUUGAGGCUGCCAGGCGAGUCAGGCCUUUCUGGACCUCGCCUGACUCGGCUGGGCUGUGCCUGAAAUUGACCCAGCUCCACUAGGAAUUAUGAAGAAACAAGGAGUAAGCCCAAAGCCGCUGCAAUCUUCCCGCCCCAGCCCGUCUAAGCGGCCCUGCGGGGCCUCCCCCGCCCGGGAGCGGGAGGUGGAAAAGUCGGCCCUAGGCGGCGGGAAACUGCCAGGGGGCGCCAGGAGGUCCUCCCCGGGGAGGAUCCCAAAUCUGAAAAAGCGAAAAGGCUUGGAGCUAAAGGUGGUGGCCAAGGCCCUUCUCGGCCCCUUCCAGUUCGUCCGUAAUUCCCUGGCGCAGCUCCGGGAAGAGGUGCACGAACUGCAGGCGCGGUGGUUCCCCAGCAGAACCACUCUGCAUCGGGGAAUUGAAAACAAGGAAUUCCCCAACCAAACAGGGGCACAGGCUGUGUUUGCAGCUCCUGUAAAAGCUCCAUACCCAGAGCCGUGUCUCCCAGCUCCCAGCCGUCUUGUGGCAAUUCUACAUUGGUUACAUUUAGUAACACUUUUUGAAAAUGAUCAUCAUUUCUCUCACCUCUCAUCUUUGGAACGGGAGAUGACUUUUUGCAUUGAAACGGGACUUUAUUAUUCUUACUUCAAGACCAUUAUUGAAGCACCUUCAUUUUUGGGAGGACUGUGGAUGAUUAUGAAUGACAGGCUUACUGAAUAUCCUCUUGUAAUUAAUGCAGUAAAACGCUUCCAUAUUUAUCCAGAGGUAAUCAUAGCCUCCUGGUAUCGCACAUUCAUGGGAAUAAUGAAUUUAUUUGGACUAGAAACUAAGACCUGCUGGAAUGUCACCAGAAUAGAACCUCUUAAUGAAGUUCAAAGCUGUGAAGGAUUGCGAGAUCCUGCUUGCUUUUAUGUUGGUGUAAUCUUUAUUUUAAAUGGACUAAUGAUGGGAUUGUUCUUCAUAUAUGGAACAUACGUAAGUGGUACUGAACUGGGAGGUCUUAUUACAGUACUGUGCUUCUUUUUCAACCAUGGAGAGGCCACCCGUGUGAUGUGGACACCACCUCUCCGUGAAAGUUUUUCCUAUCCUUUCCUUGUACUUCAGAUGUAUGUUUUAACUUUGAUUCUCAGGACCUCAAGCAAUGAUAGAAGGCCCUUCAUUGCACUCUGUCUUUCCAAUGUUGCUUUUAUGCUUCCCUGGCAAUUUGCUCAGUUUAUACUUUUUACACAGAUAGCAUCAUUAUUUCCCAUGUAUGUUGUGGGAUACAUUGAACCAAGCAAAUUUCAGAAGAUCAUUUAUAUGAUCAUGAUUUCAGUUACCCUUAGUUUCAUUUUGAUGUUUGGAAAUUCAAUGUACUUAUCUUAUUAUUAUUCUUCAUCUUUGUUAAUGAGAUGGGCAAUAAUUCUAAAGAGAAAUGAAAUUCAAAAACUGGGAGUAUCUAAACUCAACUGCUGGCUUAUUCAAGGUAGUGCCUGGUGGUGUGGAACAAUCAUUUUGAAAUUUCUGACAUCUAAAAUCUUAGGCGUUUCAGACCAUAUUCACCUGAGUGAUCUUAUAGCAGCCGGAAUCUUAAGGUAUACAGAUUUUGAUACUUUAAAAUACACCUGUUCUCCCGAAUUUGACUUCAUGGAAAAAGCGACUCUGCUGAUAUACACAAAGACAUUAUUGCUUCCAGUUGUUAUGGUGAUUACAUGUUUUAUCUUUAAAAAGACUGUUCGUGAUAUUUCGUGUGUUUUAGCUACAAAGGUUUAUCUAAGAAAACAGCUCCUUGAACACAGUGAGCUGGCUUUUCACACAUUGCAGUUGUUAGCAUUUACUGCCCUUGCCAUUUUAAUUUUGAGGCUAAAGCUGUUUUUGACACCACACAUGUGUGUUAUGGCUUCCUUGAUAUGCUCUCGUUGGCUCUUUGGCUGGCUUUUUCGCAGAGUUCGCAGAGAGAAUGUUAUCUUUGGCAUUCUAACAGUGAUGUCAAUACAAGGUUAUGCAAACCUCUGUAAUCAAUGGAGCAUAACAGGAGAAUUUAAUGAUUUGCCUCAGGAAGAACUUUUACAGUGGAUCAAAUACAAUACCGUACCAGAUGCUGUCUUUGCAGGUGCCAUGCCUACAAUGGCAAGCAUCAAGCUGUCUACACUUCAUCCCAUUGUGAAUCAUCCACAUUACGAAGAUGCAGACUUGAGGGCUUGGACAAAAAUAGUUUAUUCUACAUAUAGUGGAAAAUCUGCCAAAGAAGUAAGAGAUAAAUUGUUGGAGUUACAUGUGAAUUAUUAUGUUUUAGAAGAGGCAUGGUGUGUUGUGAGAACUGAGCCUGGUUGCAGUAUGCUUGAAAUCUGGGAUGUGGAAGACCCUUCCAAUGCAGCUAACCCUCCCUUAUGUAGCGUCCUCCUUGAGCCGAGAUUGUGCCACUGCACUCCAGCCUGGGCGACAAAUCAAGACCCCGUCUCCAAAAAAAAAAAAAACAAAACUUGAUUGGGAUCCAAAAUCAUACAACUAUACACUAAAAUCAGUGAAUAUUACCUUAUGUAAAUUAAAAAUUAGGAAAUCAAAAGAAAAGCAUACAUAUAAAAAAUAGUUUUUUCUAAGCAUUUCUCAUUUGUAGGGUGUUUGAAUUAUGUUGUAUGUUGUCUCAUUUCACCCCCAUAACAAAUCUAUGAAAGAGGUACUUUUAUCCCCAUGUUAACGUGAAUAAACCCAGGUUUGGAAAAGUUGAGAAACAUA